ACGUCAACAAACUGCUGGAGUCGAAGGAAGGCAAGAGGCGAGCGGUUGAUUCCUCUCAUGUUCGGCAUUCGGGCAUCAAAGAAUUUGCUUAGAGUAGUCAAUAGUUUAUCUUCGUUGCGGUUACAUUUAGAGAUGCCGUACUAUGCUGUUGCCAAGGGAAAAAAGCCCGGAGUGUAUGCCACAUGGCCAGAAUGCCAGGCUCAAGUCACAGGGUUCCUUGGGGCUCGUUACAAAAAGUUUGCGACCAAGGCAGAGGCUGAAGAAUUUAUAAGAGAGAACUCGGCAUCAAAUGUUAUAGAUAACAGACAGGCAUCGUUUCCAGUCACAUCAGAGGUGAUAGAUACUAGGCCUAGGUUAGUAACAGGAGCCAUAGAAAAGAUAAACCAGAAGCCUCGGAAUGUAAACACAGCAUCUGCAAAAAAUGAAAAUAAUAAUGAUGAUGGCAGAUUAUCCCCAACACUCAUGCAAAUGAAGCAAGAUAUGAAGAGGUUGCAGAAAGAGUUGUCAGACCUGAGGUCCAGAUUUGAUGAUUACGUUGCUGAAAAAUCAAGGGGAUCGGGAUUCACCUCGAAGACUCAGGGCUUCCACACGUCUGCUGCUGUGCCGGGCAAGAGGAAGAGGGAAAAGAGUCAAGAAGAAGUUAGUCUAGAUGAGCCUUCGACGAGCAUCAGAAAGACGGACAUCUCCACCAGCCAGUGCAACAACACGAAGUUUGUUACAGAUAAUGAUGGAUUCCUAAUAGUAUAUACAGAUGGUGCUUGCGAAAGCAACGGCCGAGUGGGAGCGAAAGCAGGUGUUGGAGUGUACUUUGGGAGAGAUCACCCACUGAAUGUCGCCGAACCAGUGAGAGGAAGAGCAACCAAUAACACAGCGGAAAUCCAAGCUGCUACGUAUGCCCUAGAGUUAGCACAGGCUGCAGGUUUUGACAAAGUGGCAGUUUAUACUGAUUCACAGUUCAUGAUCAACUGCAUGACCUCGUGGUUGAAGAGCUGGAAGAAGAACAAUUGGAAGAAGAAAGACGGGGAGCCAGUGAAGAACAAGGAGGACCUGAUGGACUUGGAUAAAGCUACAAAGGGAUUGAUGGUGAAAUGGGUACAUGUGAGAGGUCACACAGGCAAUGUUGGUAAUGAAGAAGCAGACAGAUUAGCCAGAGAAGGUGCAAAACUUUAUAAGCAAGAGCAGUAUUAGCACAAACGUAUUUUAUAUUGCUAUAGUAGACAAUACAGUGUUCUUCCAUAUUUUUGAUUGAAAUGUCUUUUCUUUGGAUAAGUGUAAUAUAUUUGUAUAUAUUAAAGGCUGUGAUGAAUAUUUUUUUUUUUUUGUCUUAAUCACUUAAUAUAGCCUCAUAAAUGUUAACCCAUUAGCUGCAGAUUGGGGGGGGGGGGGGGAUUGCCAUGUCCACUGUAAUUUUUGAUUUUAUUAAAAUAAAAGUCACCAAUGAGUCAAUUAUUAGUCCUACAUAUAUCAACUAUUUGCCAUUUUUCUUGAUUUUCAGGAAGAUUUUUUACUUUUUUUUUAUUUCCUUUUCAUCCUUAUUUAAGUAAUAUAUUUAUAUUCCAUAAAUUCAAGGAGUGCAGAAAUCAGUCACUUGGCCUACUAAUUGACUCCUUAGUGGCUGAGCCCGCCAUGUGUAGGCAAUAAAAUUCACCAAAAACUACAGUGGAUAGUCUGUAAAUCCACAGCCAAUGGGUUAAAAGGUAGAAUCAAGAUUGCUCAUUAUGUACUUUAUUUGUGAACAGGCAAACACUGAUUUAGCUAAUUUUACUUGUUUUAUUUUAAACAUUUCAGACAUAAUAGAAACCAUUUUCAUAUUUAUUUUCAUCUAGGUAAAUUGUAAUAGGUUUUCAUGUAUGCCAAGUACUAUUUUAUAAUUUACUGUAGUACUGUGUUGAAACUAUUACCAGUAAUACCAUUGCCUUUAAUCAGAUCUCAGUGUUCACACAGGAUCUGAUAUAGUAUUGUAAAAGCAUUUGUUGUAGGAACUUCUUUGUGAAGUAAAUGUUAUCAUUCAUCUGUGAUAAGUGAUAUACAUGCCUAAAUUUACUUUACAGCAAGAUCUUUGCUAAAGCCAUACCUUAUUUAUAUAUUCUGUGUUAUGUGAUAUGGCUAGCUCAAGCUCUUCAGGCUCAGUUUCUCUCUCUCUCUCUCUCUCUC
Messenger RNA from Penaeus vannamei (Pacific white shrimp), 2154 nucleotides. The record is from RefSeq and is a predicted model, not a curated record. Lineage: Eukaryota; Metazoa; Arthropoda; Malacostraca; Decapoda; Penaeidae.